UUGAUAGCUUUAUACUACCUAAACAAAAGAAAACAUCGGUUUUGGAGAAGAAGUCACUUGAAUUACCAUACCAGUCAUGGAGAAUUUUUUACUCUGUUUAACGAGUUAGAUGAUGAAAGUUUUACCAAGUCCUACAGACUACCGAGGAAUAUAUUCUACGAACCACAUAAUUUAAUUAAACCGCAUAUAUUUAAGCAAGAUACUAACUACAGGAGAUCUAUCUCUACCCAAGUGCGGCUAGCAGUAUGUUUGAAGUACUUGGCGACUGGUUCAAAAUUUUCACAAAUAGCUGAAAAUUUUAGGAUUGGAAAAUCGACUGUUCCAAGAAUUAUAGAAGAUGUCGGCGAUGCCUUGUGGACAGUAUUACAACCUUUGGUUAUGCGAGAACUUAAUGAAAAUGAUUGGAAAAAAAUUUCAAAGCAAGUUGAAGAAAUCUGGCAAUUUAAAAACUGCGUCGGGGCCAUUGAUGGCAAACAUGUGUACAUGUUUACACCCCCAAAAUCUGGUUCCUCAUAUUACUGUUAUAAACACAGGUUUUCAACUGUAAUGAUGUGCGUAGCUGACGCUACCCGAAGAAUAAUUAUGGAAGAUGUAGGUUCAAUGGGAAGGUUCAGCGAUGGUGGUAUUUUUGCUGAUAGUAUAUUCGGAAUUCGUUUGAGAGAAAACACACUGAAUCUACCACAGCCACAACCCUUGUACCAAAAUGGAGAACCUAUACCGUUUGUUUUUAUUGGAGACGAAGCUUUGUCUUUGAUGCCUUACUUAAUGAGACCAUAUCCACGCGAUAAUUUAAAUAUCGAAAAACGAACAUACAAUUAUAGACUUUCAAGAGCUCGUCGUAUUGUCGAAGCUACAUUUGGUGUAUUAUCACGGAAAUGGUACAUAUACCGUAAAGAAUUUGAAUGUAAAAUAGAAACAGUGGAAAAAGUGAUAAAGGCAACGUGUGUUCUACACAAUUUUUUAAUUGACAAGAUGCCUGGCUUUCUAGAUAAUAAUGAAUCGGGUUUGGCCACGACUAUGUUUAACGACACAAACGUGGAGAAUCUAUUAUUGGAUGACAAUAUGGAUGCCUAUCAAGUUCGAGAAAAAUUCUGUAGUUAUUUCAACAACGAGGGCGCCGUUCCAUGGCAAGACACUCGUAUUCCAAUGUCACUUCAACGAAAUACUUAG
Messenger RNA from Parnassius mnemosyne (clouded apollo), 1170 nucleotides. The record is from the annotation of a GenBank genome assembly. NCBI's taxonomy places the organism in Eukaryota, Metazoa, Arthropoda, Insecta, Lepidoptera, Papilionidae.